Molecule: messenger RNA, 629 nt
Organism: Lucilia cuprina (Australian sheep blowfly)
Lineage: Eukaryota; Metazoa; Arthropoda; Insecta; Diptera; Calliphoridae
Product: caspase activity and apoptosis inhibitor 1
Exons: 4
Coding region: 100-603 (167 amino acids)
Source: RefSeq, a predicted model, not a curated record
GUACAAUUGUUUUUGCUGCAAUUCUUUUCACAACUAAUUCUUUCUUUACUUAACAAAUUGUUUAAUUUCUAACAAAUAGUUAUUAUUAAUUAAAUAAAAAUGCAUAAAACUAAAAAGAAAUCAAAAACGGCUAAAUUGCCAAAACCAAUAAAAGUGAAAAAGGAAAAAUCUGAUGAAGAUCGCCUGCCACAGCCCAUGACACACUAUAUAGAUGAUAGGCUAGAAAUGGUAAAGCAAAUUUUUAAUACCCUUAAGCCGAAAACCAUUGUUAAUUUAGCUCCAGACUUUCUAAAGACAAAGGCUUUGGAAGAAAUCGAAGAGGCCUGUUUAAAUGAACUACUUUGCAUAUCAACAAAACGUUUAAAGUCUAUUAUUACUGAAACCAAGUGUCCGACGGAUACAGAAUCGUCAGAUAAUGAUUCUGAUGUAGAAAGACAUGAAGAACAUAUUUCAUUGGAAGAAAUAUCAUCUGAUAGCGAAAUUGAAGGAUCUCAAUCCAAGAAGGUUAAAAAGAAGAAAGUAACUAAAGAUACGAAAGAAACCGAUACUGCCAAAACAGAUGCAACAAAUCCAGAAAAUGCGGGUAUGUAUAAACAAAUUUAAAUAAAUUCAAAUUAUUUGCCAAGGGG